This is a messenger RNA of Aureococcus anophagefferens, 1380 nucleotides long. RefSeq names its product putative phosphoinositide-specific phospholipase C (gene PLC1). The coding region runs from base 1 to 1380 and encodes 459 amino acids. Gene Ontology annotation, biological process: lipid metabolic process; phosphatidylinositol-mediated signaling. The transcript has 2 exons. Lineage: Eukaryota; Pelagophyceae; Pelagomonadales; Pelagomonadaceae. Gene Ontology annotation, molecular function: phosphatidylinositol-4,5-bisphosphate phospholipase C activity. The record is from RefSeq and is a predicted model, not a curated record.
AUGGAGCCCCCUAGCACGUCCGUCACGCAGGACAUGACGCUCCCCCUGACGCACUACUACAUCAACGCGUCGCACAACACGUACCUCGACGGGGACCAGCUCGCGUCGCGGUCGACGCCCCUCGCCGUCGCGCGCGCGCUCCGCCUCGGGUGCCGCGUCGUCGAGCUCGACUGCUACGACCACGAAGGCACGGUCGCGGUCACGCACGGCGGCACGCUCACGACGCACUGCGCCUUCGAGGUCAUGGUCGAGGCCAUCCGGGACAACGCCUUCGAGGCGUCGGCCUACCCCGUCAUCGUCACGCUGGAGAACCACUGCAAGGCCGCGGGCCAGUCGAUCAUCGCAAAGACGCUCCGCGACGUGCUCGGCGACGCGCUGUACACGCCGACGCCGGGCGACGCCAUCUCGCCCGCGUUCCUCGAGGGCAAGCGCCUCCUCGAGACGCGGAAAUCGCUCGGCGAGGGUUCGACAAAGUUCGCGGCCGGCGACGCGGAGCGGGUCGCGGCGUCGGGCCUCAAGUCGCUCAUCCUCAUCCACAACGUCAAGACGACGCGCGACGGCGCGGGCCACCUCACGGACACGGCGGCGCGCGUCGGCGAGGCGUCGGCCGCGCCCGCGCUCGGGUCGAGUUCCUGGAGCGAGGCGAAGCUCAAAAAGCACGCGAGGGCGUCGCCCGCGGAGCUCGCGGACUGGUGCCGCACGUCGCUGGCCCGCGUCUACCCCGCGGGCCACCGCAUCGACAGCUCGAACUACGACCCGUCGCCCGCCUGGGCGUCGGGCUGCCAGCUCGCGGCGCUCAACGUGCAGGCGAAGGACCACGACGGCCCCGCGUACGUCAACUUCGGCAAGUUCCUCGCGAACGGCCGCUGCGGCUACGUGCUCAAGCCCGCGUACCUGCGGGGCGACGGCGCGGGCGCCUUCGCGGCGCGCGCCGCCGCCGGCGACCUGCCGCCCGCCGCGCGGCUCACGGUCGCCGUGUCCGGCGCGCGCGGCUGGACCGGCGGCUGGGGCGUCGAGAAGGCGCCGGACGUCUACGUCAAGGUCGUACUGAGCGGCGGGCCCCACCAGGACGCCAGGACCGCGCGCACGUCCGUCGUCGAGGACGCGACGACCUGCGCCUGGGACGCGUCCGAGGCCAAGGUCUUCGACGUCGCCGCGCCCGAGCUCGCCGUCGUCGCCAUCGAGUGCUGGGACGACGACAAGCUGAGCGGCGACGACUUCAUGGGCGUCGUCGCCGUGCCCCUCGCCGAGGUGGCCAAGGACAAGAUGCUCACGCUGCCCUUGCUCGGCGCGAACCUCGCGCCCUGGUCCCGCGGCAGCCCCGUCGUCGACGUGACCUUCGGCUACGAGGUCCUCGCCGACGGCGUCGCCGACAUGUAG